UUUCAUUGGUGAAAGACUAGCCGUCGUCUCUGACUCUCGCGGUACUGCUGCACGAAGAUGGCGGCCGAACUGGUGGAAGCGAUGAACAUGGUCAAAAGUUUCCGGGUCUCAGACCUGCAGACGCUGCUGGCCUCAAUGGGUCGCAGCAAAAGCGGGCUGAAACAGGACCUGGUGGGGCGUGCGCUGAGGCUAGUGCAGACCGAAUACAGCCCAGAGCUUCUGAAGAACGUCAGGCAGCUCUACGAGUCACGCUUCCCCAAAACAUCUGGCUGGCUUGCGGCACGUCGUCCAGAGGGUGUCCCAGUUGCCUACUCCUCCCUCAGCUCUUCCCCCACUGCCACCUCUCAGGGCGCAGACUACCUCAACGGCAUUUCCAAACCGAUCCCCACACCUGCAGCAGAGGUCAAGCUUGUGCCGCUGCCCUUCUACCAAACUUUAGAGACACUGUUGCCACCAACAGAGCUAAUUGCCCAGAACAAUGAGAAACUGCAGGACAGUCAAUGCAUAUUUGAGUUAACACCAAACCAAGCAGACCAGGUCAGAAAUGCAAGUGAGAUUCGUCCUGGAAUGAGAUCAAUCCAAGUGGUUCUUAGAAUCUGUUACACAGACUCCAUUGGUGUUCAGGAGGACCAGUAUCCUCCCAACAUUGCUGUCAAAGUCAACCAGUCCUACUGUCAUGUGCCGGGCUAUUACCCAUCUAAUAAGCCUGGUGUUGAACCCCGUCGUCCUUGUCGUCCUGUGAACAUCACUCCCUGGUUGCAUCUCUCCAAUGUCACCAACAGAGUCACUGUCACCUGGGGGAACUUUGGCAAGCGGUACUCUGUGGCAGUGUAUUUAGUGAGGGUUUUCACUGCGGCAGACCUCUUCAGCCAGCUCAAACUCUGCUCUGUCGAGAGUGCAGAACGCUGUCGUGAACGCAUCCAAGAUAAACUACGUUUUGACCCAGAGAGUGAAAUUGCGACAACAGGCCUGCGGGUUUCUCUCAUCUGUCCAUUGGUGAAGAUGAGGCUCGGUGUGCCGUGUCGAGUUUUAACUUGUGCUCAUCUUCAGUGUUUCGACGCAGUCUUCUUCCUGCAGAUGAAUGAGAAGAAGCCCACAUGGACUUGCCCCGUCUGUGACAAGCCCGCUCCCUUUGAGCUGCUCACUAUUGAUGGGCUGCUAUCUGAGAUCCUGAAAGAGACGAGUGAGGACAUUGAGGAGAUUGAGUACUUAACCGAUGGCUCCUGGCGACCCAUCAGAGAUGAAAAGGAGAGGGACAGGGAAAGAGAACGCAGCAACACACCGGAGUAUCCUGUUGUUGAUAUAUGCAUUCCUGAGGCAAACGGUCACUCACCGGCCCACAGCAGCACCAGCCUGACGGGCAAAUCUGGAAGCAGUUCCGUGGGGAUGGCUGGAGUCACAGGAGGACCUGCUGUGGCACCGGGAGGAGGUGCAGUGGUAGAUCUGACUCUUGACUCCUCCUCUGAGGAGGAAGGUGGCGGGGCAGGAGGCGACAGUGAGGACACUGAGGACAGCGCCGACAGUCCUGCCCCAAAGAGGGGCCGAUACAACUACGACAAGGACCUGGUCACUGCCUACUGACCCCACAGCUCUGUCCCCUCAUAAACUGACACACACACAGAGACAGAGAGGCAGGGGGCUAAAAACUCGAGGACAGGAACACCGUAAUCCACUAAAUGCAACGACCCUCCCUUACGCCCCAAUCGUCAGAGCCUUUCAGCAGCUCUGGUUUAUAUCCAGAUAAAACAAACACACUUAACAUGCACUGUUAAUGAAUCUUGAAUCUAGAGUGAUUAGGAUUCCUCCUUGUACUGUACACCACUGGAAGCAACUCUAACUCUCUUUGGCCAACCGUCACCUUGCAGUGAAUAUUUGUACCGCCCUGCCUCUACUAAAGAGACUGAAUGGAUCGAGCACUCCACCCCUAACCCCACCCACCUUCCUCCCCUCUUUUCAGACUACUCCCUCUCUACCACCGCAUCUCUCUUUGUAUUUGACUUGGAAUUACUGGCUUUUUUAGCCGUUGGGCGUUAAAUGUUUGCGUCUGUGAUUAUUGUCACAUUUGUGAUGAACAGGCAAGUUGAAAACGGAGGCUCCUCAGAAGUUUUUGGUAGAAGGUCAAAAACAACUAAUGGAAAGAGCAUGGAUAAUUUGGGGGAGGACAAGGCAGAGAUAUCUGGAGUGUGAUGCAAAUUUAAACCUCUCGCAUUGUGUUAUUAUUUCUUUGUUCAGAGAAUGAAUUCAAAGCUUGAAAAGGUUUUUUCAGGAAUUUAUCAUUUUUAGUUAUGAAAGGGCAGAACACAAUACUGGCCUCAGUGUGUGAUGCUUUCCAUUUUUAUUUUGUCCUUUAGAUAAAGAGAACCUACCUCAGUCAUAAAAACUUAGCAGACUGACCAGAGACUAGUUUAGAAAGAAGCGGAGGACAGAAGAAUUGAGUCUUUCUGAAGCCAAUUUUACACUGGAGAUUUUUGUUGUUUUGUUCUAAUUUUUUUUUAUUCCAUCAUCCCGUGCAGCUCUGUUCCCCCUGCAGCAACAAAAUCUUUGUUGAAGGCCGAGUUAGUUUGUGGAUAACCGAGCUAACUGUAGGUGUCAGUGAUGCAACAAGGUGUGGGUGGAACUUUACCACUUUGUAAAACAUCACUGCAGUUAUCUUAUUAUAACAGGAUUUGUUGGGGUUGAUAUCAGCAUUGUCCAUGGAAGUCAUCAAAAUUACUGUACGGCAGGUGUGCCAUCGCAGAUGGAUUGUAAGAAUUCACUGACAGGAUAUGGUUACGAGAUUUUGGUGCCUUUAUUUUGUCGAGUGGUGAGGAUUGGAGCUGGAUGUUUUAAGGCUUGCUGAGCUUGACAGCAGAUGAUACCCCAGUCUGAGAGAAGAUGUUUUAUUUCAUUUAGGAUUUCCUUGGGUGUAUUGGAUGUGGGUUUUUUUUUUUACCAGUAAAAGAAAUGGACCGAGAAGCAGGAAAAAAAAAUCUGCGGGAAAGAACAAAUUCAAAAGUGCUGUCAUCCUCCCCCACCCCCACAUUUUGGUGACCGUCUCUCAAAGUAUCAUAUUUAUUGACUUGCUAUACAUUCUCUUAACAGUUAAAUCUACAUAAUAUUUGGCUGUAGUUCUGUACAGACAGGAGCUAUUAGUUGCAGAAAGCAGGAUGCCUCUGCUGUAGUGGUUUGAUUGUUGGAAUUGGUCUGGGCUCAUGGCUGUGCUGUUGAUGAAUGCUCCUUAUUUUUAUUUUUUUCUCUUUUCCUCUGAAUGAAUCUAACCUGGGUCAAAGCACAGUUCAGAGUACUUUUCUACGUUGGGUCCAACAUGUCUGACACAACGAAACUUAAUCAAGUGUCAAUAAGUGCAACCCCACCAAGCUUAAAGUCAUUGAUUGGAUUACAAAUGGGCCUGUCUGGAACAAGUGGAUCCGCUCCAACCAACAAUCCCCCUCGGCCUGCUUUCGAUGUAGAUAAGGUCACAUCUAUUGGCUGGAAUAGAAUCGGACUUUAAUUGCUACGUGCUGUAGGCUUACAACUAAUAUUCCUCUGCACUUGCACUAGUGUUGUCAGUAUGUGAUUGCUGCUCCUCAGAUUAGGAUACUCGGGCCGCAUGUGCAGGCGUUAGGUUUGCCUAAGGCCAGCUGCAUUCGCUUGAAGAUGACAAAUGGUUUUGCUGUGUUGUUAGAGCUAUUUGCACUUUCAUCUGAUACUUCAUCCUGUGUUUAUGGCUUAUUUCUUUUAAAGGCAUCAUGUAGUGAGUACUAAUCAAGGACCCCGACCAUUGUGAUCAGUUGUGCUCAAACAUCUCGUGGGAAUCAGAAAAUGUGAAACUAGAAAAUGCGGCUGUCCUACUCUACUGUGAGAGACUUGGGAGGGGGGGAAAGUAGUGACUCAGAUUAGUUCUGCAUUGUAUGCUUCCCUAUCUUGUCAUCCCUUUGUUGCGGUUAGAUUAGCACAGAAUCUGGUUUUCUUUUGCCUUUCUCAAACACACAGAGAAGUGACAUUUACACACUGAUCCGGGGCCUCACUGUUGCAAGUACAUCCUCUGACAGGUAGAGUCAAAUAUGGUCUUCCAUUUUUCUCCUCCUCCUUUUUGACACUGAUAUAACUUACAAAAUCAAUAUACUGGUGAAAAAUGUUUGAUAAUCAAUACAAAAUUGAUUGAUGGCACUUUCUCAGUUAUACAUCAGUCUGCCCCUUAAAAGGAUCUUCAUUUAUGAAGUGCUUUGAGGCAAAAUAAUGUAAGAACUCUUGAUAGUUGUCAUGAACUAGGCAAUUUGUAUUUGUAAGUAACUGCUAUACAUAAAAAAAUUACAGUUAAUUUGUUGAUGGGUAUAGAAGGCCAUUAUUUGAAUUCUCUUUGCCUUAUGGUUAAAGAUGAGAGGUGGUGCAGGUUGCUUCUGUGGAACUGAGCCAGAUGUGUUUGCAGGUUGUUUGGGAGCUGGAGAGAGCUGAGGGUCUGGUCUUUUUGUAGUGGCAUCUCUUAUAAUAAUGCAUAUGGUAGCAUGGGCAGAGGCUUACAAUCCAUGAUGUAAAUGUUUUGUUUGUUGUGUUUUUUUUAUAUGUUCAUAUUAAAAGACAAUAAAAUCUAAAUAAUAUUUUAUUAAGCCUUGAAUUGCCUCCAGUUGUUCCUAUAGGCAAACUGACAAUAAGAAGCUGUUGAGGGCAACAGCACCUGAAGCUGAUGCCACAGAGGACUGGAAGGACGGGUUAAGGUGGAGAUUUUUAUGUCUUGUACCAAAUGCUCAGAUCUGGGGACACAUUUGAUGCCUGUUGAGGAUAAAACUGUAAAAUUUAAAAUGAUCGUAUUCUAACAGCUGUUAUUGACGUGUGGAAUUAAUUAAAAUCAGUUCUUAAAUACA
Molecule: messenger RNA, 4841 nt
Organism: Micropterus salmoides (largemouth bass)
Lineage: Eukaryota; Metazoa; Chordata; Actinopteri; Centrarchiformes; Centrarchidae
Gene: pias4a
Product: protein inhibitor of activated STAT, 4a
Exons: 11
Coding region: 58-1581 (507 amino acids)
Biological process (GO): protein sumoylation; regulation of transcription by RNA polymerase II
Molecular function (GO): transcription coregulator activity; zinc ion binding; SUMO ligase activity
Source: RefSeq, a predicted model, not a curated record